This is a messenger RNA of Porites lobata, 4542 nucleotides long. The record is from the annotation of a GenBank genome assembly. Lineage: Eukaryota; Metazoa; Cnidaria; Anthozoa; Scleractinia; Poritidae.
AUGGCUCUGCAGCCUUACCGCGAAGAAGAUUUAAAUUUUUUCAAAUUCGCGUCUCUUGUGUUGAAUGAAUUUCCAAACGCCCUGAGACAGACAUUUAAAGCCAUGUGGGACAACACCUAUGGACAUCGCCCUGGCUUCCAGCUCUGGGAUGAUUCCACUGCCGUGAGAAAUUUGUUUUCCGCUACAGAAGGUGGCAGAACCAAAGUUCCUGUCCAUCAGUCAUAUCACGAAUGGGAUUGCACUGCGUUGUUCCAGGCCACCAUCUACUCGCGAGUCUUCACCUCACAUCACGGAACGCUAAAUGACGUGUAUGUUAAGCCCCGUGGAUUAUCACAUGGCCAUUUUCAUCCGUCCGUAGUGAGCACAACUGGAAACAAUGCGGAAACCUAUGCAUUAGCGAUUGAUCAGUUACGCCUUCUGAGGAAUUCCGUUUGCCACUCAACAAGUUCUGAGAUAACAAAAGUAACCUUUGACCAGCAGGUGAAACAUGCCAAAGACGCAUUCCAAGCUCUGGGUGUCUCAACGGCUCCAAUUGAUGCUGUUGGUAGUUUAUUAGAGUCAGACUUUCCCACAAGUAAGGUCCGUAAACUUGAGCAGGCUAUCAAUGAAGAGAAUAAAUCGUACAUAAAAUUUCUUGAGGGUGUGAAUUCAGACAUUGCAGAGUUGAAGAAGAAAGUGGAAAGCGAUAUUGCUAGCAAAGAAGACGUCGCCAUGUUGGCACGAAAAAUAGAUGAACAAAAAGCUGUGCAAGACGUCAGUGAUAACAAAGAAGACAUCACUAUGUCGGCGCGGAAAGAAGGUGAGUUAAAAGGCUAGUGAAAAAAAUGCGCAACUCCUUUAACAAAGCUUAUCAAGCUAAUCUACCCAGGUGAAAAUGUAACUGAAAUCCUAAGCAAAAUAUUUUCACCACCUCCAAAACUGUAAAUAUGAUUGUAUUGGACUUGAAAGAAAUCCCGGCACCUCUUAUGGGCUCUUGCCAAGUCAGGAGAGUAAUUUACAGAUUUCACUAGAUACAAAGCCGUGCAGCGAGGGUCUUAAUCGAGGCAGGAGAAAUAGCUCGUGAGUCAUUUGUUUGAGAUUCCCAGCGGUAGCUUUUGUCGGCUGCUUAUUAUUACUUUGCACACCGAGUUACUGGCUAUAUCUGGGCUAUACAUAGUCAAUUUGAAUUCGCUAUAAUUUCAGCCUCAGUAAGGUUAAUUACUUCUUUUUAUGCAUCAAUAACAUUGUUGCUAUACUGGCAGUUCCAUAAAAGAUGAAAAAUCCCAAAACAGAAAUGAAGGGUAUGUAUCCCAAACUCAGUACCAGAAAGCCCCGACACUCCAGGGGCCAAUUUACCUUCCUCCAAUUCCACCCAUGAUCAUCACAUAGCUACUUUUUCCUGUACACUCGUAUCGAAUGACUCAACUAAAAAAUAUGCUCUCAUCACCCAAACCAAAUAUCUGAUAUCCAGUUGCCUUUUUCUCUUUUAAGAUAUCCCAAUAUCACUACCCCAAUCAAAGUUAAAGGGUGGCAAUCGUUUUGCAGAGAACCAAUCUUGUGAAGAUGAAAAAAUUAACAAAAUCGGAAUUGACCAAUCAGCUCUUCAAGCUCACCAGCGUGCCCUGCACAUACGUAUUAAACUGUUUGGAGAAGAACACCAAAGUACGGCUGACUGUUACAACGAACUGGGGAUAACACAGCAUAAGAUGGGUGAUUUCAAAGCAGCUCUGCAGUCAAAACAGCGUGAGCUGGACAUACGUAUUAAACUAUUUGGAGAGGAACACCAAAGUACUGCUGUCUCUUACUACUCCCUGGGGAUAACACAACAUGAAGUAGGCGAUUUCAAAGCAGCUCUUCAAUCUUACCAGCGUGCGCUGCACAUACGUAUUAAACUGUUUGGAGAAGAACAUCAAAGUGCGGCUAGCUGUUACUACGAACUGGGGAUAACACAGCAUAAGAUGGGUGAUUUCAAAGCAGCUCUGCAGUCAAGACAGCGUGAGCUGGACGUACGUAUUAAACUGUUUGGAGAAGAACACGAAAGUACUGCUCUCUCUUAUUACUCCCCGGGGAUGACACAGAGUGAACUAGGUGAUUUCAAAGCAGCUCUUCAAUCUUACCAGCGUGCGCUGGACAUACGUAUUAAACUGUUUGGAGAAGAACAUCAAAGUGUGGCUAGCUAUUACUACGAACUGGGGAUAACACAGCAUAAGAUGGGUGAUUUCAAAGCAGCUCUGCAGUCAAAACAGCGUGCGCUGGACAUACGUAUUAAACUGUUUGGAGAAGAACACGAAAGUACUGCUCUCUCUUACUACUCCCUGGGAAUAACACAGAGUGAACUAGGUGAUUUUAAAGCAGCUCUUCAAUCUUACCAGCGUGCGCUGGACAUACGUAUUAAACUGCUUGGAGAAGAACAUCAAAGUGUGGCUAGCUAUUACUACGAACUGGGGAUAACACAGCAUAAGAUGGGUGAUUUCAAAGCAGCUCUGCAGUCAAAACAGCGUGAGCUGGACAUACGUAUUAAACUGUUUGGAGAAGAACACCAAAGUACUGCUCUCUCUUACUACUCCCUGGGGAUGACACAACGUGAACUAGGUGAUUUCAAAGCAGCUCUUCAAUCUUACCAGCGUGCGCUGGACAUACGUAUUAUACUGUUUGGAGAAGAACAUCAAAGUGUGGCUAGCUAUUACUACGAACUGGGGAUAACACAGCAUAAGAUGGGUGAUUUCAAAGCAGCUCUGCAGUCAAAACAGCGUGCGCUGGACAUACGUAUUAAACUGUUUGGAGAAGAACACGAAAGUACUGCUCUCUCUUACUACUCCCUGGGAAUAACACAGAGUGAACUAGGUGAUUUUAAAGCAGCUCUUCAAUCUUACCAGCGUGCGCUGGACAUACGUAUUAAACUGCUUGGAGAAGAACAUCAAAGUGUGGCUAGCUAUUACUACGAACUGGGGAUAACACAGCAUAAGAUGGGUGAUUUCAAAGCAGCUCUGCAGUCAAAACAGCGUGAGCUGGACAUACGUAUUAAACUGUUUGGAGAAGAACACCAAAGUACUGCUCUCUCUUACUACUCCCUGGGGAUGACACAACGUGAACUAGGUGAUUUCAAAGCAGCUCUUCAAUCUUACCAGCGUGCGCUGGACAUACGUAUUAAACUGCUUGGAGAAGAACAUCAAAGUGUGGCUAGCUAUUACUACGAACUGGGGAUAACACAGCAUAAGAUGGGUGAUUUCAAAGCAGCUCUGGAGUCAAAGCAGCGUGAGCUGGACAUACGUAUUAAACUGUUUGGCGAAGAACACGAAAGUACUGCUGUCUCUUACUACUCCCUGGGAAUAACACAGCGUGAACUAGGCGAUUUUAAAGCAGCUCUUCAAUCUUACCAGCGUGCGCUGGACAUACGCAUUAAACUGUUUGGAGAAGAACAUCAAAGUGUGGCCAGCUGUUACUACGAACUGGGGAUAACACAGCAUAAGAUGGGUGAUUUCAAAGCAGCUCUGCAGUCAAGACAGCGUGAGCUGGACAUACGUAUUAAACUGUUUGGAGAAGAACACCAAAGUACUGCUCUCUCUUACUACUCCCUGGGAAUAACACAGAGUGAACUAGGUGAUUUCAAAGCAGCUCUUCAAUCUUACCAGCGUGCGCUGCACAUACGUAUUAAACUGUUUGGAGAAGAACACCAAAGUGUGGCUAGCUGUUACUACGAACUGGGGAUAACACAGCAUAAGAUGGGUGAUUUCAAAGCAGCUCUGCAGUCAAAACAGCGUGAGCUGGACAUACGUAUUAAACUGUUUGGAGAAGAACACCAAAGUACUGCUGUCUCUUACUACUCAGUGGGGAUAACACAGCGUGAACUAGGUGAUUUCAAAGCAGCAUUUCAAUCUUAGGGACGGACCAUUACAAAACUUAUGGGGGGGGAGGGGAAUUUUCGAGCCGCAGGAAUUUUUUUUCGUUAUCAAAUUCCUUGUAGGAUUAAUUGGCGUGCAAGAAUGUUUUUUCAUUUAAUUUUACCUUGCGCGAAUAUUUUUUUUUUACUUCGCCCGCCCCCUCCACCCCAUAAGUUUUCUAAUGGUCCGUCCCUUACCAGCGUGCGCUGGACAUACGUAUUAAACUGUUUGGAGAGGAACACCAAAGUACUGCUGACUGUUAUUACUCACUGGGGAUAACACAUCGCGCAGUAGGUGAUUUCAAAGCAGCUCUUCAAUCUCACCAGCGUGCGCUCGGCAUACGCAUUAAACUGUUUGGAGAAGAAUAUUGGAAGAACACCAAAGUACUGCUGACUGUUACUCCUUACUGGGGAUAACACAGCAUGAACUAGGUGAUUUCAAAACAGCUCUGCAGUCAAAACAGCGUGUGCUGGACAUACGUAUUAAACUUUUUGGAGAAGAACAUCAAAGUACUGCUGUCUCUUACUUCUCCCUGGGGAUAACACAACAUGAACUAGGUGAUUUGAAAUUAUCUGUUCAAAAUCAUCAGCCCGCCCUGGGCAUACGUAUUAAACUCUUUGGAAUAGAUCAUAAAAGCACUGCUGCCAGUGUCCGGGAAGUGGAGAAAACACAGCGCGCAUUG